Ricinus communis (castor bean) is the source of this 1505-nucleotide messenger RNA. RefSeq names its product aminomethyltransferase, mitochondrial. The transcript has 4 exons. The record is from RefSeq and is a predicted model, not a curated record. NCBI's taxonomy places the organism in Eukaryota, Viridiplantae, Streptophyta, Magnoliopsida, Malpighiales, Euphorbiaceae. Gene Ontology annotation, cellular component: mitochondrion. Bases 173 to 1396 code for a protein of 407 amino acids. Gene Ontology annotation, biological process: glycine decarboxylation via glycine cleavage system. Gene Ontology annotation, molecular function: protein binding; aminomethyltransferase activity.
CUAGAAAAAAAUACAUUAUAUAUAUAUAAAUAUUAUAUUUUUAAAAAAGUGUCCUUAUUUUAUCACCAUAUAUUGAGUGUAGUGCGUCGAUGCUCCGCUGGUUUCUCCUCAGAUUUGCUUUGUUUUGAACAAUAUCCAUCACCACCACCAACUACUACAUUCAUCUUAGAGAAUGAGAGGAGGUCUAUGGCAACUUGGUCAAUCAAUCACCCGUCGUCUUUCUCAAGCUGAUAAGAAGGCUGUGGCCCGUCGAUACUUCGCCUCUGAAGCUGAUCUCAAAAAGACUGUACUAUAUGACUUUCAUGUGGCUCAUGGUGGGAAGAUGGUGCCAUUUGCUGGGUGGAGCAUGCCCAUUCAGUACAAGGAUUCUAUCAUGGACUCUACUGUGAACUGUAGGCAGAACGGCAGCCUAUUUGAUGUCUCCCAUAUGUGUGGACUGAGUCUCAAGGGAAAGGAUUGCGUCCCUUUCCUUGAGAAGCUUGUUAUUGCUGAUGUUGCUGGGCUUGCACAUGGAACUGGCACUCUAACUGUCUUUACAAAUGAGAAAGGAGGAGCAAUUGAUGAUUCUGUGAUCACCAAAGUUAAGGAUGAUCUCUUAUACAUAGUUGUGAAUGCGGGGUGUAGGGACAAGGAUUUGGCUCACAUUGAGGAGCACAUGAAGGCAUUCAAGACAAAGGGUGGUGAUGUCUCAUGGCACAUUCAUGACGAGAGAUCUCUUCUUGCACUUCAGGGACCUCUUGCUGCCCCAGUUCUUCAACACCUGACAAAAGAGGAUCUGAGCAAGAUAUACUUUGGGGAAUUUCAUAUGAUUGACAUCAAUGGAUCACACUGCUUUCUCACUAGGACUGGGUAUACUGGUGAAGAUGGAUUUGAAAUCUCUGUUGCUUCGGAGCAUGCUGUGGAUCUUGCCAAGGCAAUCUUAGAAAAAUCUGAAGGAAAAAUAAGAUUGACAGGGCUGGGUGCACGUGACAGCCUCCGACUUGAAGCUGGGUUGUGUUUAUAUGGUAAUGACAUGGAACAACACAUAACACCUGUAGAGGCAGGAUUGACAUGGGCCAUAGGGAAAAGGCGAAAGUCUGAAGGUGGCUUUCUUGGUGCUGAGGUAAUACUCAAACAACUAGCAGAGGGUCCCAAAAUCAGGCGUGUAGGAUUUACCUCUUCUGGUCCACCACCUAGAUCCCACAGUGAGAUUCAGAAUGAUAAAGGGGAAAAUAUUGGAGAAAUCACCAGUGGAGGAUUUAGUCCAUGCCUCAAGAAGAACAUUGCUAUGGGGUAUGUGAAAUCUGGAUUACACAAGGCAGGCACCAAUGUUAAAAUACUUGUGCGAGGGAAGGCCUAUGAUGGAGUUGUCACAAAAAUGCCAUUUGUACCAACUAAAUAUUACAAGCCAUCCUAAUUCAUCUUUGGUCCUUCGGCUCCUGGACUUUCUGAUAAGUUCCUGUUUUGACUUGUUCUUGUUAAACACGAUUACUUUCAAUGAUAACUCUCCCGUUUUCUGUCUGCUA